AUGGUUAAACUACCAUACUUCGAACUGACACCAUGGAUUGAAGACCAUAAGCUAAAAUGCAAGCACUAUCUUGCUGGCAGCGCCACUCCUUUCUUGUCGAUUGAAGACCUGAUAUCGUUGUCGUCUGAUCCUCAGGCCACUGAAAUGGCUCUUAAUUUCCGGAGUCUUAAGUUAGGUGGUGAUUUCCUCCGCGGUAAUCUAAGUGUACGCUCCGCUAUUGCUGCGUUGUAUGGUUCGAAACAAGGCAUCAAGCCCGAACACGUCAUUACUACCGUCGCGACCACAGCCGCCAAUUUGACCGUCCUCCAGGGCCUGUUGACUGCGGGAGACCAUGUUAUCUGCAUGUACCCAACAUAUGGGCAGCUCAGCAGACUCCCUAAAACCUGGGGUUGCGAGGUCUCGCCAUGGAAGCUUGAUGCAACCAAGGCAUGGGCAGUGGACCUUGAAGUUCUUCAAGAGCUGAUCAAACCCAAUACCGUGAUGGUCAUCUUGUGCAACCCUGCGAACCCAACUGGUUCGUAUGUUGAUGCAGAGAUACAGACGCGAAUUAUAGACAUUGCCCGGAAACACAACCUCAUAAUUAUGACCGACGAGAUAUUCCGGCCCCUCUUUCAUCAAUCUCUGGAUCAGAAUGUCCCUUCAUUUGUCGAGCAUGACUACGAAAAAGUAGUCGUCACAGGGUCCUUGAGUAAGGUCUGGGGUCUAACUGGAGUGAGAGUCGGAUGGAUAGUCACUAAAGAUCAGUCACUGCUCAAACGGCUUCUCAAUGCACGUCAAUAUACUUAUCAGAUAGGUAGCAUGAUUGACGAAACCAUUGCAGCCGAAGUUUUGAGUGAAAGAUGUCGACCUGCCAUCUUGGCCCGACAUCUUGGAUAUGCCCAAGAAAAUCUUCAAGCUCUACAAGCCUUUGUGGAUAAGAAUUCAGACAUGUGUUCGUGGACGAAGCCGACUGCCGGCUCAACUGCAUUCAUUAAGCUAUCUUUAAAUGGUCAACCGAUUGACGAUGUCGAAUUCUGUAACAGAAUCCUCGACGAAGAUGGUGUUCUACUGAUGCCAGGCAGUCUUUGCUUUCGCGAAGGGGAGGAGACCGAUAUGGGGGGUUAUGUGAGGGUUCACUUUACCCAUUUCCCAGACAAGACGCGCAAGGCCCUGGAUGCGUGGGACAGAUUCCUGGCUAACCAACGGAAAUAG
Exophiala bonariae is the source of this 1191-nucleotide messenger RNA. RefSeq lists its product as uncharacterized. Gene Ontology annotation, biological process: biosynthetic process. Gene Ontology annotation, molecular function: pyridoxal phosphate binding. Lineage: Eukaryota; Fungi; Ascomycota; Eurotiomycetes; Chaetothyriales; Herpotrichiellaceae. The transcript has 2 exons. The record is from RefSeq and is a predicted model, not a curated record. Bases 1 to 1191 code for a protein of 396 amino acids.